ACGAAUAAAAAAUUUGUUGCGCCCACAACAACACAACCAUCAUUAAAAGUCUAACGUUAGCAUUUUUCAAACAAAAACAGUAACUUGUUGGAGCCAAACGGCUUUAAAACUUCUCACAUGUUCCUCCACACACUCUCUCUCUGGUUGCAUUCAUAUCACUUUCUUUAAUUACUCUUAAUUAGCAACGACUUCGUAAACAUUCUUUCUUCUCUUUCCAACAGCGAAAGAAAGAAAGAACAUGGGUUGUUUUCUUCAGUGUUUUGGUUUAUCCACUAAAAGAAAACGCAGAAAGACUCUCUACAAAGUCCUAGCUCGAGAAAGCCAAAAAUAUGGAAACUAUGAAGUUCUUGCUAUAACAGAAAAAGCGAUUAUCCCUUAUUCUGAACCCAGAGAUCAAGAGAAGGAGAAGAGUGGUGUUAAAGCCAAGAAGAAGAAGAAAGUUAGUUUUAACUUGAAUUUACAGAUAUAUGAGGCGAACCCUAGUUCUUAUCAGGUGUUGGAGAACGAGGAAGAAGAAAAUAAGGACAUUGAUGUGAAAUCAGAGGGAAGGGUUUUGGGAGAUGGAUCUGAAGCUGAGGUAAUUCGAUACCCGUCGAAUCAUAGAUAUUAUAACUGUGGUUAUGAUCAGGAUGAAGAGGAUGAGAUGGUAUAUGAGGAGUCUGAUAUUGAUGAUGAGUUUGAUGAAGAGUAUGAUUGGGAUGAUGAUGAUGAUGAUGAGGGCUAUGAAAGUUGCGAGAAUUAUGGUGAUGAUGAAGUAUGUGAUGAAAAUGGGAUGAAGAAUCAGAAGGCACUUGCUUCAAACGACGCUGAGGUGAAAUCGAAUUCGAGUGGACGAGAGAGGAGCAUGAACAUGAAUUCUGUUCUGCUUCCGGUGGAGAAUCUAACUCAGUGGAAAGCAAUCAAAGCAAAAGUUAUAUCAAAUAAAAACAGGAGAAAGGAAAAUGCUCCAUCGGAGGAAAAUACAAGCAUGCUGCCUUUAGUCUCACCUUGUAUUUUGGAAUCAAAUGAUCUUCAGUCAAAGCCUUUGUUGAAAGAAAUUGCGGUUGAUGCUAGUCUUUCAAACUGGCUGGUUUCUCCUAACUAUAAUGUUUCCAGUACAAUUCGUUGUCAAUGAUACAGCAGAGUGAUUGAAGAAACAGAAACUUAGAGAAUAUUAAUUGGUGAAGAACAAUAUAAAGUGUCAAUUUUUUAGGUUUUUGAUGAUUGAUUAUUCAUUAAGAAAAUAGUUUGUCAGGAUGAUUUGGUUGUAUGUGUGUCUAAUUUGUGCAUGUAAUUGUUUUGUUUUGGGUUUGUGAACGGGUUAUGUUGUAAUCAAAUCAAAGGAGAGUGUGUUUGUUGAUGUUUUAUCUUCAUGUUGCAGCUAUGCAAUUUGAGGUGUUCUCAAA
Molecule: messenger RNA, 1385 nt
Organism: Vicia villosa (hairy vetch)
Lineage: Eukaryota; Viridiplantae; Streptophyta; Magnoliopsida; Fabales; Fabaceae
Exons: 3
Coding region: 239-1114 (291 amino acids)
Biological process (GO): male meiosis II
Source: RefSeq, a predicted model, not a curated record